AAUUUAUUACAGUGAAAUUAAUUGUUAGGAUCGAUUACAUGUAUUAAGAAAUUAUUACUAGAAUCUGAUAUUUUACGUAACUUAUUUGAUUUUCAAUGAUAUGUUUGAUAUGUCAUGCGAAUACGCCUUGAUAAAUUAGACUCGUUUCUCAUAUAUGGGUGAACGUAGAUGUGAGAAUCAUUAUUUAACAAUGUUGUAUUAUUACAAAUUUGAUUAAAGGAUUAUUAAAAAAUAAAAAUAAAAACAGAACGUCUCGUGUGUUUAAAUAUAAAUUUAAUUAAUAUAUAAAGAUAUAUUGAAGAAGAGACAUGGCAAGAGUACCGGAUCAAGAAUUAAAAAAGGCAUUUUCGGAAUUGCAUGAGAAAAUGAUAGACACCACACAAAAAUUAAAACUUGCUGAUGCUCAAAUAGACAAAUUAAAACGAACUAAACAACGUGCACAACUUACUGUUAAAGAGAUAACCUCUUUGCCACCGGACACAAGAACUUACGAAUCCAUUGGUCGAAUGUUUUUAUUUGACGAUAUUGAAAAUAUUAAAAUUGGUUUGGAAAAUAGAAUGAAAGUUGUCGACGAGAAGGUUCAAAGUUUAGAAAAUAAUAAAACUUAUUUGCAAAAGAGCUUAAAAGAGAGUGAAAAUAAUCUGAGAGAAAUGGUGCAGCAAAGACAAAGCAAAGAUACUUCAGGUUAAACAUUCAUUUCUAAAAACUCAUUCAUUAUAUUUCAACGAAUAUGAUACCAUUUCAUGAAAAAUAUUGAUUUUUUUCGAUACUUAUUAUUUUAUUAAAUAUUUUAAAUUACCAUCACGAUUACGUUUCACUCAUCAUUGUCUGUACUGAAUUGUAAUAUUUUUUAAAUGCUAUUAAAAAAUUAGUAAUGUCU
This is a messenger RNA of Polistes canadensis, 880 nucleotides long. It is a transcript of the gene Pfdn1, whose product is annotated as prefoldin subunit 1. NCBI's taxonomy places the organism in Eukaryota, Metazoa, Arthropoda, Insecta, Hymenoptera, Vespidae. The record is from RefSeq and is a predicted model, not a curated record. Gene Ontology annotation, biological process: protein folding. Gene Ontology annotation, molecular function: protein folding chaperone. The transcript has 2 exons. Bases 309 to 689 code for a protein of 126 amino acids. Gene Ontology annotation, cellular component: prefoldin complex; cytoplasm.